AAGGACGUUCAUCAGUCAUACGCAGCACAGAACAGAAUUUGAAAUAAAAAUAUUUGUAACAAAAAUAUGUAAAUAGAUUAGGGAGUUUUCGAUUAUAGUUUUGUCUCUUUCACACGUAUUGUAACCAGACGCGUGUUGCCGCCAUCUGCGAUUCCUGCGGGCUAGUGUGCGCGAAUUUUGAACGAUGCCUACGCGCAUCGCGAAUAUACGUGCAGCGCGUCUCAUUCCGCGCUCUCGCCGCGUCCGGUCGCGUGGUGUGUGUGUACCCUAGGUAACGGUCGCGUGGAUAUGGCCACAUUAAAACAAGAGUGAAUCAGCAUUUUAAAAUCAGUUUCAUAUUAUUUUUUAAAACUAUAAUGAAUAUAAGUGAAUAUAAAGAAGAAAUUCCGAGUGCUAAGAGAUAUUAAGAAAGAAGCGUUUUGGUUGAACAAAGAGGUGUAUAACAGUGUUUAUAAAAACUUACGUAAAGCAAACGUGUGACAAUGGAAGGAAAAGACAGUGAACGUAAUGAGAAAGAGAAGGUAGAGAUAAUAGAGACGAUGGAGAAGUUCGGCAGAUAUCAGAUGCUGCAGUACUUCUUGAUAUGUCUACCAGCUGCUGUGGUCACCAUAUUCAAUGUUAACUACGUUUUUGUCGCUGGAGAUAUCAAUUAUAGAUGUCGUAUACCAGAAUGUGAUGGUCAGUAUCCGGUGUACAACACGACGUGGUGGCCCAACACGCACACUGACAGGUGCACGAGGCCGCUGCUCAAGCAGCCGGCAGCCGGAGUGUGCACCAAUAACAGUUUCUCUGACGAAGUCGCGGUCUGCACAGAAUGGGUUUACGAAACUAACAACACCGUUGUUGCUGAGUUGGAUCUCGGUUGUCAGCCGUGGAAGAUAAAUCUAAUCGGUACAAUGCACAACAUUGGCAUGUCGCUCGCAAUGAUGGCGUCUGGAUGGCUGUGUGAUAGAUAUGUGUUCAUAGAAAUGCUGGAAGCGACAAUCUCUAGCGGAGCGUACACGGCUGGAAUGGUAUUAAUGAUAGAAAUCGGCGGUAAAAACAACAGAGUUCUAGCAGGAGUUGUAUUCGCUUAUGCUGUUUACAUGGGAGAGACUUUAUACGCUAUCAUUGCAAUGUUCGUGCCAUACUGGAAACAUCUUGUCGCAGUCUUAUACAGUCCUGCGAUAGCAUUUAUAUUACUAAUAUUUGUAAUGAAUGAAAGUCCUAGAUGGCAAUUACUAAACGAUAGAACUGAAAGUGCUAAGAAAACACUAUUAAAAGUAGCAAAAGUCAACAAAGUGAACAUUGAUAGUGAAAAAUUGAUUAAUAUGAGUGCAGAGGAUUUAAAAAAUGAAUAUAAUAUUGGUAGUUAUGAAGAGAGAGAAGGUUUUAUGGCGAUAUUUAAAUCUAGAGAGAUGAUUAAAAGAGCUUUAGUGGCCGUCUUUUGUAAAUUCACGGUUGGCUUCGUGUAUUACGGCUUGAUGAUAAACUCAGUAUUCUUGCCUGGUAGUAAAUAUACGAACUUCAUGUUGGCCACCGCCAUGUCUUAUCCAGGAGAAUUAAUGUCUUUGUACUUAAUGAACAAAGUUGGUAGAAGAUUUCCAUUGAUAUAUGGGUUCUUGUUAUGUGGUCUGUUAUGCGCUACCACUGGCUGGAUACCUGAAGCAUACACUUGGCUUAAAAUAACUGUAUUCCUAUUGGGUAAGUUGAUAGUGUCAGUUUGUUAUACCGGAGUGAUCACGUAUACAAUGGAACUGUUCCCUACAAGUGUGAGAGGAACAAUGCUGGGCGUGUGCUCCGUCAGUGCGGGCAUAGGUAGCAUGAUCGCUCCUUUAACUCCUAUACUGAAUACAGUAUCUGCAGUUCUUCCGCCGAUGAUAUUUGGUAUAACAGCGAUAGUAUCUGGUUUACUUCUCAUACGAACCCCAGAGACUAAAGACGCGCCUUUAAUGGAUACAAUACAGCAAGUUGACUUAGCGCAGUCGCUGAUCCCAAGGAAAAAUAAAACGGUACAAAACGAAAUUACGUACAGAUUUAAUAAAAGUGAUAAUGAGUAAA
Molecule: messenger RNA, 2040 nt
Organism: Papilio polytes (common Mormon)
Lineage: Eukaryota; Metazoa; Arthropoda; Insecta; Lepidoptera; Papilionidae
Product: solute carrier family 22 member 3-like
Exons: 8
Coding region: 483-2039 (518 amino acids)
Biological process (GO): transmembrane transport
Cellular component (GO): membrane
Molecular function (GO): transmembrane transporter activity
Source: RefSeq, a predicted model, not a curated record